AUGUCUCGAAUUAACUCAUAUUCCUCAGAGCUCAAAGAACAAAUCAACACAUUGGAAGAGCAAAUUAUGCAAACGGUGAGAGAUCAAUCGCAGGUUGGUCGCUCUGCAGAGGACGAUAUUGAGGAAGCGAAGCAGACGAUUAACGACCUGUUUGCUCGUAUCAUCGAAAUCAAAGAAAAGGCGGCGCAUUCGGAAGAGCUGGUCCAGGUGAUUUGCAAAAACAUCUCCAAGCUAGACGCGGCCAAGCGAAAUCUGACCGAGAGUCUCAACGCCUUGGCUCGAUUGCAAAUGUUUGUCUCCUCGCUGGACGCUGCCGAAGAAAUCCAAGGCACGCAUCAGUACAUCAAGGCCUCGCGCAGCCUGGGAGCCGUUCUCCAGCUCAGUUCGUUCUUCGAGAAAUACCACGAGAUCGAAAGUAUCGCUGCGCUGCUGCAGCGCGUGCAGACGCUGCGCGACUCAUUCUGCUCGCUGAUCUUCGGCGAUUUCGACCAAGUGGAGGACUUGGUGUACACGUUCGAAGAGGGAUCCAACCAGCCGAUCACCGAAGACAUGCUGGAAGAGAUGGAGAAGCAGGAAGCCGGAUUUGAUGACCAGCUCGUGACUCGCGGACGACUGCAAGCCGCUUGCUAUGUGAUCAACGCGAUGGGCGAAGAGACGCGAGGCCGCUUGAUCCAGUCGUUCUGCGUGAACCAGCUGAAGAACUACGACGCGCUGUUCAUGCCGGGAAGUGCCGGAGAAGGGCUGGAUCAGAUGGAGCGACGCUUCCAUUGGUUCUGGAAGACGCUCUCGGACUAUGAGGCCAAGUACCAAUGUCUCUUCCCGUUCAAUUGGCACGUGGAUGCGCACCUUCUCCAAGCGUUCUGCGAGAAGACCAAAGAGCACGUGGAAACGGUACUGAAACGCUUCGAAACGCCCGAAAUGGUGGACGUGCCGCUGCUGGUCAACGCGCUGCGAACCACGAUGCAGUUCGAGCGAGAGCUGGUGCUGAAGAUGGAUCUGGGCAUAAAGAAUGUGCCGCCGGAGAAUUUCCCGUACGAGCUGGACGAGGAGGGGCAGAUCGUGGAUAGCCAGAGUCCCGCGGGGAUUCGGCUCCGCUACGAGCGUCUCCGAAAGCGAGUAGAGGUGGAUGGGAGUUCUGAGCGGCAGGAAGAGCGCGAGGCGCAGAAAGCAGCGGAGAAAGAGCGCGUGGAGGCGGAGGGAAAGACGUACAGCGAUCCGCUGGUCGAAACGGGGAGUGGAUUGAACGAUAGGACGCGCUGCCCUGUUUCCUGGGCUUCAUUUCGAACAUCUUCGACCCAAGCAGAACUUCGAUCGGUUGCUGGCGCGGCUGUCGAAGGGCGACGAACUGGCGACGGGAGGCGACUUGCCGGUCCUGCAGGGCGCGGUGAAGCUGUUCCAGUACCUGAAAGAAACGAUCUCGCGAUGUGCGACGAUGAGCAUGGGCGAGACCUUGGUGAGUCUGGUGAGGUGGGGACAAAGGAAAAGGGAGUGAGGCGUAGCGAGGUGAAAUCGACGCUGGGCGGAUACCAGAAAGCGCUGGAAGACAAACUGCCGCACUCGAAGAGUCGCGAUAGCUUCGGCGACGACUGCGUGAAAUUCAAGAAGGACACGGACCGCGAUUAUGUCUGCUAUUGCAUCAACACAGCGGCGUACAUCGCCGAGAUGAUUCCGCAGCUCGAGCAGAUGGCGCGAAAUCUGGCCGAAGCGAAGGUCCGCGAGUCGAUCGAUCUGCAGAGCGACCUGCUGGACGCGUAUUACAACACGGUGAGCCUGGGAAUCAAAACGUUGGUCAGCGGAGAAUACGCGAAGGUCGAGAACGUGCUCUACGGAAUGACCAGCAUUAAUUGGGCCACCUUCGACAACAUCGGCGAUCAGAGCGGGUAUGUUUCCACGAUUUCCACGACGCUGUGCAACGAAUAUCCGAAUAUUCGGAACCUGCUCUCUCGGAUUUACUUCCGAAACUUCUGCGAUCGCAUGGCGAUGCAGUUCCUGCCUCGUUUCUUGGACUGUGUGAGCCGAUGCAAGCACGUGAACGAAAUGAGCGCGCAGCAAAUGCUCCUCGAUCUGCACUCGCUUAAAACACUCUUCUUGAAACUUCCGAUUGUUGGACAGAACGAAACCGAUGAGUUCAAAUAUGUGAUUCCUCCCACGUAA
Molecule: messenger RNA, 2154 nt
Organism: Blastocystis hominis
Lineage: Eukaryota; Bigyra; Opalinata; Blastocystidae
Exons: 10
Coding region: 1-2154 (717 amino acids)
Biological process (GO): retrograde transport, endosome to Golgi
Cellular component (GO): GARP complex
Source: RefSeq, a predicted model, not a curated record